AUGGCGACGCAGGACGAGCUCCUCCAGGCCGUGGACGAGUGCUGCCACUGCAUGGCGUACAUGCGCCACGAGCGGCUCGUCCGCCUCCUCAAGUCCGGUUGGAAGGCGACGUGCACCUACAAGCAGGUCCUGCGAAAAAAGUCCUUCAAGGUCGUCGCGCGCCUCGAGGCGGACAACAAGACGGACGCGGAGGAGCUCGAGGAGGCGCGACGGAAGCGCGACGAGGUCGACCACAACUGCGCGCUCGCGAACCUCAAGCUCUACAAGAUGGUCGCGCUGAACCACAUCAUGGAGGAGAACCCGCCGGGCACGGCGGAGGGCGAGGAGGCCGCGGCGCCGGAAGAGACGAAGUAG
Aureococcus anophagefferens is the source of this 354-nucleotide messenger RNA. RefSeq lists its product as hypothetical. The coding region runs from base 1 to 354 and encodes 117 amino acids. Lineage: Eukaryota; Pelagophyceae; Pelagomonadales; Pelagomonadaceae. The transcript has 2 exons. The record is from RefSeq and is a predicted model, not a curated record.